Messenger RNA from Cornus florida, 2389 nucleotides. Its product is annotated as serine/threonine-protein kinase PBL34-like. Gene Ontology annotation, molecular function: protein kinase activity; ATP binding. NCBI's taxonomy places the organism in Eukaryota, Viridiplantae, Streptophyta, Magnoliopsida, Cornales, Cornaceae. The record is from RefSeq and is a predicted model, not a curated record. Gene Ontology annotation, biological process: protein phosphorylation. The transcript has 6 exons. The coding region runs from base 697 to 2148 and encodes 483 amino acids.
CUGUGUAUUUGUUACUACUAUAUACUCUUACAUUUUUUUUAUAUAAUUUAUUUUCGUUUAAUAUGUAUAUAUAGACAAUAUAUAUAUACAUAUAUAUAUAUUUAUUUUGUGCUUUGAACUGGUCAGCUUCUUUAGGUCCUUUGUUGAGAUUUCAGUAUCUCUGUAGGAGCAGGCACUUUUGAACUGAGAUUAUCUGAUACAGCUUGUAGUGGAGUGCUUAAGCAAGUUUGUUCAUGGUUUAUUUGAAGGUCAAGCAUGUGAUCUGGAUCAGUUGACUCUUUUUUGAGGCCAUCAGUGUCAUCUUUCUCUGAUUUUCUGAAUUGGGUCGGAGUUAUUACACUUGAUUUGGGGGGGUCUUUGAGGAAUUUGCUGUCAAAGUGAAGGACUAUCUGGAAAAUCUUGCUUUUCUUUGGGUUGUGUGAGAGAGAUGGUGGUGGAGGGCACUUUAAUCUUAUCUGUGCUGUGACUUUUUGAAGUGGGUUUUGAGUUAUUUUCAUCAGAUUUUUGAGGGUUUGAAGAAAAAAUGAUUAUGAAAAUCAGGGACUAUUUGGGGACUUUUUCGUGACUUGUGUAAGGGGGGUGGUAGUUGGGGUGGUGGUUGUGGUGGUGGUGGACGGAGGGGAAGCCGGGUGUAUGGUGAUUUUUGGGGAUUUGGGUUUUGAUGAUAUCUGGGUUUGAUUCAAGGGUUUGUGAAAGAUGGGAUUAGGUGGGGAUGGCGUUAAAGUAGAGUCUUGGGAUGUGGGCAAAUCAAAGGGUGGGAAGAAGAAGAAGAAGAAAGAUGGUGCUGUGGAGGAGACUGGGUGUUGGGUUAAGUUGAGGUUUAUUGGUAGCUGUAUUUCAUCAAGAUCUAAAGUUGAUAGCUCUAUUAGUGGCAUCAGUACUCACUGCGAAAGUAAAUCUACAAAUGAUACGAGCAGAGACGAACAAGUUGCUGUGAUAGUCUCAUCAACUACUCCAAGUAAUGCUGAAAGUAAUUCUUCCACUUCCAAACUUGAAGAGGAACUUAAAGUUGCUUCUCGGCUUCGGAAAUUCGCAUUUAAUGAUCUCAAGCUAGCAACAAGAAAUUUUAGACCAGAGAGUCUCCUUGGUGAAGGUGGCUUUGGUUGUGUUUUCAAAGGCUGGAUUGAAGAGAAUGGAACUGCACCAGUAAAGCCCGGUACAGGACUUACUGUUGCUGUGAAAACCCUCAACCAUGAUGGGCUUCAGGGUCACAAAGAAUGGCUGGCCGAAGUGAAUUUUCUUGGUGACCUCAUUCAUCCUAAUCUGGUUAAACUUAUUGGUUACUGCAUUGAAGAUGAUCAAAGGCUGCUAGUGUACGAGUUUAUGCCUCGAGGAAGCUUGGAGAAUCAUCUAUUCAGGAGAUCCCUGCCUCUUCCAUGGUCCAUCAGGAUGAAAAUUGCUCUUGGUGCUGCAAAAGGUCUUGCUUUUCUUCAUGAGGAAGCUGCACGACCGGUGAUAUAUCGUGAUUUUAAAACCUCCAACAUCCUGUUAGAUGCAGAAUACAACGCUAAGCUUUCUGAUUUUGGACUUGCCAAAGAUGGUCCAGAGGGAGACAAAACUCAUGUCUCUACUCGUGUGAUGGGAACAUAUGGUUAUGCAGCCCCCGAGUAUGUCAUGACAGGACAUCUUACAUCCAGGAGUGAUGUCUACAGCUUUGGUGUGGUUCUGCUUGAAAUGUUGACUGGUAGAAGAUCAAUGGACAAGAACCGCCCCAAUGGGGAACACAACCUUGUGGAAUGGGCACGGCCACAUCUGGGAGAGAGAAGAAGGUUUUACCGAUUGAUAGAUCCUCGGCUUGAAGGCCAUUUUUCGAUAAAAGGUGCACAGAAAGCUGCGCAGUUAGCUGCUCGCUGCCUUAGCCGGGAUCCAAAGGUCAGGCCUUUGAUGAGUGAAGUUGUCGAAGCCUUAAAACCUCUGCCAAACCUCAAGGACAUGGCAAGCUCUUCGUAUUACUUCCAGACCUUGCAAGCUGACCGAGUUGGGGCCAGCCCAAAUGCUAGAAAUGGUCUUCGCACUCAGGCCGGGCUGCUUUCGAGGAAUGGGCAGCAACAUCCGAGGAGCCUUUCGAUACCAAAUGGUACACAUGCUUCUCCAUAUCAUCAUAAUCAGUUCCCUCGUAAUUCACCAAAACCAAAUGGCAAACCAUAGUUCUGGUUGGUAAAUUAUCUGUGUAUUUUUUGCCAUCCCUUUUUACCAUUCAUUUUUUCUUUUCUUUGUUCGAUUAUAAAUAUAUCUUUGCCGGAGGCAUUUGUUCUUGGACCACUGGCAAAGAAACAGAGGAACACAUUUGCACUAUAUGGUGAUCUUUAGAGAGUGGGUGACCUCCUUGGGGAGAGAAUGUAAUGUAAGGGGAUCUGAAGUUCAUGAAGUAAAUGUUUAUGCUUGCAAA